AUGGCAUUAGACGUAGACUCGAUUUUAAGACGCAUUGGCCAGUUUGGCCCGUUUCAGAUUAGAAUUUUAGCCAUGUUUUUGUUCAUAUUUUUUCCCAUCACUUUCCAAACACUUAUAAUGGUGUUUGUCGCAUACGAGCCUCCAUGGAUGUGCGCCCAGCAGAGCGAACCGUGCGUCGAAUUUAACCGUUCGUCUGGUCGGAGCGCAGUUUACAGUACAGCCACCAAACCAAGUGAGCUGUAUGAAAGGAGAUGUACUUUGGAAAGGAGUGAUUGGAAGUUUGCAAACUACAAUCUAUAUGAUGGGCCACAUAACACCAUUGUUGAUGAGGUAAAACAUUAACUUGAGGGCUUGCAGCACAGUACAGUAUAAUACCGGUUUCUCAAACCCUCGGAUUUUAGGCCAAAACCAACCUCCAUUCACCAUUCAAACAUUGUGAUUAUUUUUCCUUAGAUUUUUAAAACCUCCCGAUAGUUCAAACCCAUUAUUUGCUUCUCGCAGGCGGCCAAAAAACCGGAUUCCAGUGCAGUUUGUUUCGAAUGUAGCCCCCGGAUUUAAAGUGGGCGCGGGUUUGGGUUAGUUAGUUUUAUGUCAGAUAAGGGGAAAUUCGUCUCACAACCGAUUUAGGCAAUUCCCAUCCUGAAUUGGAGAACAGUACACAUUUUUUUUUUGCACUGUCGUCAGCUGCAUGCAUUUAGUGUGCUUAUAAUCUGCGUGGUAAGCGCUCCUGAUAAAAUCAUGGUUAUGCAACUCAGGCUUAAUCGACAUAUAGUUUAGGUUAGUUCGAUUUUUUUCGAUUUGUCAAAUUUACUGAGAAUAUAGGACUGCCGGUCAUUUAGUGUUUUGAAAACCUUGACAGGUUACGGCCAUAUAGCCACAGCGUAUAAGAUAAUGCACGAAUCUAAUAUAUAUAUUUUUUCGUUUUGUACUUUUUUAGAAGUUUUCUGAGUUUUUUUGUACAACACUGUACACUAAAACGUUUUCAGGAUGAACCUUCAUCCUGUCCCUCUUUUAUCCUUAAAUGUUUUUCAAAGAAUGUAAGAAAAGCCCGGCAUAGAAGCGGACAUCUUAGCUCAACCGAUAGUUUCAAGUGUAAUAUUAGUUGAGGUCAAACAUUAGGUCACACACGCACAAUCGACUUAAAUAGUUAAAAGAACUAUGGUUUAUUGUGUAUCCAACUUCACCUUAGCGUAGAAAACCUAGUAAUCAAAAUUUUUCAACGCUUUUUCCAUCCCGUGAUCGGUAACUCCAAUAAUAAGACUUAAUGGUUUUAAAUCAAUGAAAGGGCCAUGAGAGCUUAGUGCUGUUUGACUUGACAUAUUCAAGGCUUCAGAUAAAGUAAUCAAAUCGUUUUUCACAACCACAACACGCAGAGACCAUUUAGCUCGGGUUGAUCCGAGGUUAUUUCAUAGAACCCUAUAAAGUUUCAGAAGAUAUAGAGGUGACCUUUUCUUUUUGUUCACCCUCCUGUGAUGAAACCUCUGUACUGGAUGGCAAGAAAAAAGUGCACUUUCGUGAUGAACAGAGAUUUUGGAUCAAAACAUUGUCACAGAUCCGUGAGGCGCCACCGAUAAACUUCACUUUACGCCACCUUUACAUAGAUCGAAAUCAUCCCAGAUUUAUAUGUACUGUGAUGUUUAACAUGCUCUUGUCUUGCAGAAAAGCGCGACAACAGACAUAAUACGUAUAGAUUUUUACGCCACCUUUACAUCUAAAUAAAGCGUUUAGGCAUCUUAGUAAGCCAGAUUUAAAUGUAUAACUGGUGUAAAGUUGCAACAUGCUCAUGUAUUGGCUGUACUGUUGAAUGUAAAAUAGUCAGAGUUUUGAAAACAUUGCAUGGAGAAUAAAAUAACCGUCCGCCAAAAAAAAAAAAAUGGCCCGUGUAAGAAAAAAUAAAUAUAACACCAAUUUUUUCCAAAACAAUCAAACACAGAAAUACGUAUUCUAUUGUGUUUGCCGCGACAGAUAUGGUUUCGCCACAGUCGCAAGUUAGAACUCUGCUGGCAUUUUCUUUUCAAUUUUUGAACGUUUUUUGAACAUUGCAAAAAAACUAUGCGAACUAGUGUCAGGAAACAAACGACUUACUAAAAACAGUGCCGGGAAUAAAUUCUUCAUUAGGAAGAAUAAAAACCUAAAACCUUUAAAAUGAGCGUAAAGCUGUUACAACAACUUUAUGAAAAAAACCUUUACGCGCCGUGGAAAGUAACACCACCAACAACAAAAAGGAAAUAAUUUAGUUUUUGAACGUAUUCACCACCAACAACAAGAAAUACGUAUUCGGUGCCACUAGAGCCAAUCGGGCAAAGAACACGUGAGCUUUCGUGAUGAAUCCAAAAUCAGUUGUCAAAUGGGCAAGAUAUCAUAGUAUACUUUGCACACUUGACCUCAAAUCUCUCCUAGGGGUGGCUUAGACUAUAAAUAAAUAAAUUUAAGGAUGGAUAACUUAGUUUUUGAUGGACGCGGGGAUAGCCUCCUUGGCUGCCACUCGAGCCGGGGGGGGGGGGCUAUUGGGGGAGUCCGAUCCGGCCCGAGCGGCUGCGAAGGAGACUAACGGCGGAUGUUGACAAAAAAAAACAAAAACAAGCAAACAACCCCAACCAAAAGCUAGAAAAAAAGAUAAAGAACACAUGGUGGAAAUCAAAUAACGCGAUAAAAGUCUUUUCAUUAUAAGUUGUUAUUUAUAGAUUCAUCUACUUAAUUACCUCUUUAUCUGCUUGUUGUGGUUAUUUUUUUAGUUUGAUUUAGUCUGCAGUCGUGGCUUCCUCGGCUGGUUAGCAAACGCCAUGCUAUUUUUCGGCUGGGCAGUUGGAGCAAUCGUACUUGGUUUGGUGGCAGAUAAAUUUGGACGAAAGAGCGUUCUUUUCCCAUCCGUCUUCGUAGUUCUUGUUGUUACAUUUGCGAUGUCAUUUGCAAAAGCCUUCUGGAUAGUGGCUGUUUGCCGUGCUGUUAUCGGGUUUUUUGAGGCAGGCUGCUUUUUGUCAAUGUUCGUACUGGCGACUGAACUCGUUGGACCCGAGAAACGUGCCCUAGCAGGAACCUUGGUUUGGUUUUAUUUUACGGCAGCCUUAAUGGUUUUGGGACUCACAGCCUACUUUGUACGCGACUGGCGCACACUAUUGAUCCUUUCCUCGGCUCCAUGGAUUUUCAUUCUUGUCUUUUGGAAGUAAGCGAAAAUAUAUACAUCGCCCCAUGUAAGGAGACGUUGAGGAAUGCGGAUUCUAGGUAUUGGAUCCUUAUAUGUGGAACUUAAGACUGAGUUUAUAAUUGUUUACGGGAUUCUGGACUCCUUAAGCCGGAUUAUGGAUUCCAAAGCCUAGGAUUUCCGAUUAACCUUACAUGGGGCGAAAAUGCAGUAAACAGUUUCGGUCAGUUUUGCCACUCAAAUCCUUACGUCACACUUGCCGUUUGGAAAAGGAAGUUUGAGCACAACCUUAACCACAGUCCCCUACCGGUACACGGUUGUUUUUGUCAUUGAACUUUUAUAGCUCUCGAUUUAGGAAAAAAAUGAAAGUCAAUCAAGAUCGAAUUUCUGAAAAAAGGCCUUGACGUUCGUCACUUUCAGUUUAGCAACCCUGCAAUCAAACCCGUUCAGCACGUUUUUCAUAUAGUUCUUAGAUUGCUGGUUUUCAAUGUCAUGCCAUCAAAAGAAAAAAAAUGGCCCUUAAUUCCAGAAUCUGGAAUAUGAAGGAGGUAAAGUUCCUUACCAAAGCUUAGGCCAGUACAGUGCGAGGGGGAAAUGAUGAUUUACCCGAAAAAUCAUUUAUCCCCCAAAAAAAACCUUACACUGAGCGUUGUAGAUAAUAUAUUUGAUAUAAAUUCAAAUUAAUCAAUGUAUUAAUCGAAAAUUAAAAGUUGAUAUAUGAAAUGCAUUUUUCAUGAAAGGUUUGUUCCAGAAUCGGUUAGAUGGCUUCUCGUGAAAGGACAGAGAGAUAAAGCCCAAGCCAUUUUGCAGAAUGUAGCAAAAGUGAACAAAAAGGAAAUGCCAAGUGAAGAUAUUCUUGUCCCCGUAACCACGGCAAAUAAAGGAGUUUUAGAACUCUUCAAAACAUGGUAUCUGGCAAAACUGUCUUUAAUUCAGAUAUAUGUUUGGUAAGUGUUGCGAUAUACGUAUGCUAUAAAUAAUUGCUUUUGAAGUGCCUAGAUUCAUGUAAUUAAUAAACUUUUCUCUUCUUCAGUACUGCGACCGAAUUCAACAAACCAAAGCAAAACAAAAAACAAUCAAAAUUAAAAACCAAAACAAAACAAAAUUAAUUUCUGAGAAAAAUAAUGAUAACCGCUUACUCCCAGCACACCACCGCUUACAGUUGACCCUGACGAGUUGAAUGCUUUCUUCGCAUCUACUUCGGAGCUAGUCACUUCUAGCGCUACUGCAAAACCAGUUGAAGCUCUUCUCAAGUUGAUUGACGCUUUUCCCGAAGACAGCGACACUUCCUUCCAACUACGAUCGAACACCUGUUUAGAGGUUUUACAGCAGAUAAAGAAGUUAAGAUCAGAUUGCUCUUCCGGGCCAGACAAUAUCCCGGUUAAAUUUGUCAAAAUAUUGGCUGCUCACAUUGCGUCGCCAUUAACGCACGUAUAGAACACCUGUAUCUAGAAGUUGAUUUUCCCGUGGCAUGGAAGAAAGCACAUAUUAGCGCUGUCCCUAAAACAAGUGAAGUCAAGACCAACAACGAGCUUAGGCCCAUGUCAAUACUUCCUGUGUUUUCAAAGCUCUACGAGCGCCUUGUACUACGUCAGAAAGCUGAUCUUUUAGCACUUCUUCUGGGGGCGUUCUUAAAGACACCCUAAGCGCUUUUAGGAAAGGACACAAUACCACCACAGAGCUAUUGGCCAUGAUGGAUGACAUCCUUCGGGUUAUGCAACGAGGUGAGGUUACUAGGGCUGUGUUAGCUGACUAUUUCAAGGCAUUCGACACUGUCGCCUUCGAAACUGUGCUGCUAAAGCUACGUGGUCUAGGCUUUUCCACGGCCAACUUCAGAUUGAUUGUUUCCUACCUGACUGACAGAAAACAAUUCGUCCAAAUAGACGACAAUACCUCUAAGCAUAUUGACGUGACAUUUGGUGUUCCUCGGGACUCGAUUCUGAGGCCAAUACUAUUUAACCUCUAUGUUAAUGAAAUUUAAGACUGCCUGGGUUCUAUCAAGUCAUACCAAUAUGCUGAUGACACAACAAUGUAUCUCCAGAAGAAACCCACUAUUUUAAAAGAUGGCGAAAAGCGGUUACAGCAGGCUCUCAACGACCUGGCCACCUGGUCGGCUGAUUGUAAUCUAUACCUAAAAGUGUCGAGUUGUCAUAACUCUCUUUCUCUAAUUAGAAAACUUAAGAGGUCUGCUCCACUUAAUGUUAGGAAACAAGUAGCCGAAAGUCUCGUAUUUUCUAAACUAUAUUAUAACGACAUUGUUUAUGUCACCACCUUCUUGAUUACUUUCUUGAUUUCUUCGUUCGCCGCUUACUUCGUGUCCAGAUUGCAGCCGCCAGCUUUGUUCGUAAUCGUUAUGCGACCAUGUCGGCUGUCCUUGACUUGGGCCGGCUACCCGUAGCCUAUAACAUAGAGCUCAACUUGUGCAAAAUGGUAUUCAAAGCCCUAAGUAGCGUCACUGGUCUAGGUACGAACAAGCCAGCGGAAUUUAAGAUCCUCGGAUGAACUGAAUCUUAUUGUUCCAGAAUAGUCAGGCAUCUUCCAAGACAGUGCCGCGCAAUGUUUCAUCAACCUCCCCAAGACCAUCAAAACUUGCACGGAGAGAGCCACCUUUGUAUGCAAAUACAAAGAACAUUACGAAGCCCUUAACAAGUCUAGCGUGUGACCCCCUUUUUUGUAUAUAGAUAUAUAUUUUUACGUUUUUUUUUUCUUUUAGAGUUCUACCUUUUUUUCAUAUUUUGUAGUUAGUUUUAACAGUUGGUAUACUGUAGCAUAGAAGAACCAUUUUUUAUGGAAUGCUAAUAAACUUUACAGUUACGAUUCUAACCUAGUUCUUCAGUGGUUAACUUCUUAUCUGGUUGACCGUCCUCAAUGGAUAGUGUUAGAGAAGUUUUCUUCCCAGCCUCGUCGUUUAUCCUGUGGAGACCCUCAAGGUUCCGUUUUAGGGCCGGUGUUAUUUUCUCUUUAUAUUUCUCCACUGGAAGAUGUAAUUACGGUUCACGGCUUAAAUGCAAUGAUGUAAGCAGACGAUUCUCAGCUUUACAUUAUUAUGAGUCAAAGCAAUCGUGCUAAAGCAUUAAAGGACCUUACGCCUUGUAUCCAAGAUAUCAUGUCCUGGAAUGUUUUUAACAUGCUUAAAUGUAACCCAAACAAGACUGAAAUAAUUCAUGCACUUUUCCUCGCAUUUUUCACAGGCCAAACUAGUUCCUUCUAUCAAGAUUGGAGAUUGUCCAAUUUCUUUGAGUAAUGAAGUCAAAGACCUCGGGGACACACUUGAUCGCCAUCUUACUUUUAAAACUCACGUCAACAACAUUUGCCGCUCCGCCCUACGAUCUAUUCAUCACAUCGGAAAAUUAGGAACCUUCUAUCUAGAUGCACUAAGGAAAAUCUUAUUUAUGCAUUUGUUUCUUCAAAACUGGAUUACUAGGCAACAGCAUUCUUUACAGCAUACCCUCCAAUGAGCUAGAGAAACUACAACGGUUGCAAAAUACAGCCGCAAGGCUAGCUGUUAGAGCAAAAACGUCGGCUCACAUCACUCCUUCCAACUCUGUUGGUUACAUACAAAAUCCUCCAUAGCUUCUCACCGACCUAUUUAAAUGAGCUGCUAUUUAACUACACGCCUCACCGUUUACUAUGGUCAAGCAGCUUAAACUGCUGUCUAUUCCAAAGACUAGAACGGUUACCUAUGGCGACAGAUCCUUCUCCGUCAUUGCACCAAAGCUCUGGAAUGAUCGACCCAUUACAAUCAAACAGUGCUCCACAGUUGACUCUUUUAAAUCGAGGUUAAAAACUUUUCUUUUUAACCGUGUUUAUUGUUAGAUUAGGUAAAUAACGUAAAAAGCAUCGAGACUUCCAUUAGUUGUAAAAUGCGUUUUUAAGCACCUUGUUAUUAUUAUUAUUAUUAUUAUCAGGGUCCGAAAUUGCGCCUUCCUGGUCGCCAAUGCGACUAAACAUUUAGUCCUGGCGACCAGAAUUUCAUAACUGGUCGCCAGCUAGCGACUUGUAAAGCUGGUUGUUAUUGUGGACUUAAACGUUCGGAGAAACUGAUUAAGAAUUGAAACCUCGAAGCUAUUUGCCAACAGGUGUCUCACUUUUUGUCCUGCUGAUAUUUUUUAAUUAAAAGUGAAAAAAAAAUCUUCCUGUAAUAAUACCUCCACAGCAGCUACUAUCAAUACGAGUUGAACGUUUCCAAGCCGCCAUGUUGUUUUCAGCUGUAAUACGGUAAGUACGUUAUGUACUUUGUGGACUAGUACGAGUAAUGUGGCACAGUUGUGGCCUGGUACGAGCAAUAUGGCGGCUAUGUUUCGUGGUAGUUAUCGGAAGAAAAUAGAGUUUUGAUAUGAUCAGUGCAGUCAUGAGCAGACUGCAGCUUUCUGUUCCUACGUUCUAGGCCAGAUAGCUUUACAUGUGUAUCUCCAAAAAGUAAUUUGUGGAAAAAAUAAGACUUCACUCGUACACGUACGGUUGCUUUCUGGUAUCGGGAGCGGAAGUAGUGCAAUUUUUGAGCACAAAAACGUCCAUACAAUGCAUUUUUUAUUCGUGUUUAAACUUUUAUUUGAAAAAAAGGGAGGGGGAAUUUUUGGCGACCACAAUUUUCCCUCUGGCGACCAAAAAUUUAUACUUGAUCGCCAGCUGGCGCUCGUAUUAAAAAGUUAAUUUCGGACCCUGAUUAUCAUUAUCGUUAUCAUUAUUAUUAUUAUCAUUAUUAUUUAGAGAGAAAGUGCCGCCAAUUUGUUUCACAUCUGAAAACGGGUAAAACUUCCAUUCUUCUGUUCAUCUAUUCAUUACAUUCUAUUCUUUGAUUGUCUGGAAAGCAGUGAAAGUCCUUAAACAUGAUCUCUCCACUUUUCUCAUACGAUAAUAUUAUCCAUUGUAAUAUUACUUCUAUCAUUACAGGUUUGUGAAUGGUAUGGUAUAUUACGGACUUUCUUUGAGCUCAGGAGAAUUUGGUGGAAGCAUUUAUUUGAACUUUGUUCUUACAAGCUUGGUGGAAAUUCCUGGGAAUAUACUGGUCAUCCACAACUGUAACAGGUUAUUUAAAUUUAGUUGCAGAAAUAUAUAACAGUUAUAUUCGAAAGUUAAAUCUGUUGUUAACUAACACUUUAACCUUGGCCGUCCACAAAAGCGAAAUCGUUUUAAUCUUGAUAUAUCCACAGCUCUUUUAUUGUUAUUAUUACUUUUUUGUUUGUUUUUACCUAAAUACAAUCUAUUUAAGGAUUCAUGAUUCCUGCAAGAACUUUCUUCAAGAUUUAUGAUCCGUAUUCCAAUCGUAAUCAGUGUGUCCAUUUCUCAUAAACUGAUUAAAUCAAAAGCCCUUUUGAGUAGCGUUGAUUUGGGAAUCUUUCGACGCUUUUUUUCUUGAGAAAAUCUUCUUGUUUCGAGGUUGUACGAGACAUCAGCGGACGGGAAUGAACAAUCGCUCUCAGUUAAAUUACAGAAAAAAACCGAGACUAAGAACCUGGUUUCUAAGAAAAUUUGCCAGUUAGACCCCCCACUAUACAAGAUCCUGUUUAACCUAAAAUUUUAAAAUAUAUACAUAUUAUACAAAAAUUAAGAACCUGUUUAGCCUAAAACUGAAACGGGUUCUUAUUGUCUAAAAUCUACAAUAGAAAUAAAAAUUCUGUACACUUUGGAGACAUCAUAAGUGACUUGUCACACCAACCGUGUGAAUGCAAUGUAAAUGCCAAUGUCGAAAAUGGUAUUUGAUAUAAUUACAUGUUAAAUACAGUAUAUGAAUUAUAUGAGCUAGAAUUUUUAGUGUUGACUGUUCAAUAAUAUUGUUUGUAUCUCCUGCACAUCAGCAUAUGGACGAGUUUGUAAAAUGACGAAUGAUGAACCAGAGGACCAGACAGAAUGAAAAGAAAAUGUUCUUUUUCUUCAGAAAACUAAGAACUUUUUUAAGAACCCGAAUAGCCUAAAUUUGUGUUAAUUACCAUUUAUGUAAGAACUCGUUUAGGAUAACUUUGGAAAAUGCAGGUUGUUAUUCGAAGGUUUUUACUGUGCUAAAUAAUUCCCACUUCUGUGUUUAGAUUUGGCCGCAAGAAGACCACAACGGCCUACAUGAUUGCCGCAGGAAUUUCUGUAGUGGCAGUUUCGUUUAUUCCCCAUGGUACAAAUAACACAGGUAAAAAAGCGCAAUCAGUCUCAUUUUGAUAAGAAGCCAAGUGAACGACUAUUGGAUAUUUAUACGGUAUAUCACAGUUAAGAGUGCAAUGGUUAAACUGGCCCGCAAGACUCCUUUGUGAUAUGUUUUUGUGGACUUGGCGGUGUACAACGUUUAAUGGCCUUUUUUAUCAGUUUGAUAUUUUUGACCAGUAAAAACGUCGUAUUAAUCUAAAUAUCCAGUCACAAUUUGUGAACAGGUGAUACAAAAGAUUGGACACCGUCAGGAAGCUUUCAAUUGCCCCAUGUAAGGGAAUCCAAGAUAGUCUUGGAUUCUGCAUUGUAUGCCUUGGAUUCGGGAUUCCAGGAACUGGAUUCCAGUCUUUGUCAGUGGAACUUGGAUUUUAGAUUCCAAUCUCUAGUGGGAUUCCGGAUUUCUUGAGCUUUAUACCGGAUUCCAAAGCCCAGGAUUCCAGAUACCACAAGCAAUAUUUUUCCCGGAUUCUGUAUUCCACGCGAGAAAUUUUCCUGGAUUCUGGAAUCCGGGUUUUCUUACAUGGGGCGAUUUUAACAUAAGAACCGCUGUUUCUGACUUUGAUGUUUGCUGCCUUUCAUAACCAGCCACCUUUACUAACUAUGGCAUGUGGUCCUUACUUAUUGCUAUUGGAAAUAUUGGUUUCUUAAAGGUUAUAUUGCUGGUCGAGUAGCACUUGGUUCCCUGGGUAAAAUGUUUAUCACUACUUCUUUCGAUUCCGUGUAUGUUUUCUCCGCUGAACUUUUUCCAACUGUUGUGAGGUGAGUUAUAUUUGCAAAAGGUAAAAUUUUCAAAUGUUUUAUGAAAAAAAAAAAUAAACGAAGAUUAGUACCAGAAUCCGGGACAACGUCAUACUUAGAACAACGAAAUAAUUGAAGGGGACCAAAGAAGACUAAUCACCAAAAAGAUAGCAGAAAAUUUGGCUUUGGAAUAAAGAAAGCAUACACAUCUGUUUUUUUGUUUGUUUGUUUGCUUGUUUGUUUUUUAAGGGGGGAGGGGCGUGGAAUAGCGAUUGUCAUUAUCAUCACUAUGGCUAUCGUUAUCGUUAUCAUUGUCAUUGUCAUUGCCAUCGUCAUUGCCAUUGCCAGAUUUGCCAUCGCCAUUGCCAUUGUCAUCGCUAUUGUCGUUGCUAUUGCGUAAUUGUCAUAGUCAUUACCAUUGCCAUUAUCAUAGAUAUUGUCAUUGUCAUUGUUAUUGCCAUUGUCAUUGCUAUUGUCAUUGCCAUUGCAUUUCCAUCGCCGUCUUCAUCGCAAUCGCCAUUGCUAUUGCUAGUCAUUGCUAUUGUCAUUGCCAUUGCCAUCGCCAUUGUCAUUGCUAUUGACAUUGCUAUCGCCAUUGCCAUUACCAUCGCCAUCGCAAUCACCAUUGUCAUCGUCAUCGUCAUUACCAUCGUCAUCGUCAUCGCUAUCGCCAUUGCUAUUGCCAGUCAUUGCUAUGGUCAUAUUGUCAUUGCCAUUGUCAUUGCUAUUGCCAUUGCCAUCGCUAUCGCAGUCGCCAUCGUAAUCGCCACGGCCAUCGCCAACGCAAUCACCAUUGUCAUCGUCAUCGCCAUUACCAUCGUCAUCGUCAUCACUAUCGCCAUCACCAUCGCCAUUGUCAUUAUCGUUACUUAAGAAGAGGCCAUCGUCCCCGCUAAGGUAGCUAAGCAAAUUCAGGGCUGGCUAGCAGGACCAUCAGAGGCUUAAUAGUGAAUACUAUUUUUCCAACGACCUUCAUCUCUCCAAUAGAUUUGGAAGUGCUUUAAUCUAUGAUAAAUUGUUUUAGCUUUCAAUGAAUAAAUACUGUGAUUUUAGAUGCAUGUCUAGCUAAUUGCUCUAUUUUAAACUUUCAAGCGGGCCCCAGUCCCUACCGCCCCGCCACAUGCCCUUUUUACGUGAGAUUAUUCUGUUUUUCUUCUUUUUUCUUUAUUAAUGUGUUUAGAAACAGUGGCAUGGGAAUGGUAUCUGUAGCAAGCCGAAUCGGUGCCGCAAGUUCACCGUUUGUCGUUCAGAUGACCCGUAUUAACUCUGUGCUACCCUUCGCUGUAAUGGGAGCCUUGUCAUUCAUUGGAGCUAUCAUGUGUUGGGUUCUUCCAGAGACCCAGGGAAAAAGAACCGCUGAAGUAAUGGAAGACAACGAAAAAAAGGAAGGUCAGUUAACUUGU
Porites lobata is the source of this 11418-nucleotide messenger RNA. The record is from the annotation of a GenBank genome assembly. Lineage: Eukaryota; Metazoa; Cnidaria; Anthozoa; Scleractinia; Poritidae.